AUGUGGGCCCCGCAUGACGUGCACGCGGUCUCUUCAUCGUCGUCGUCGAGCAUUACGCAACGGAGAGAGAUUUAUACAGUAUGGAUGAAAUCAUUGGUGUUUAAUGGAAAUGGUUGCACCAUUUACGAUUCCGACGGUCGGAUAGUUUACCGUGUCGAUAACUACGAUUGCAAGUGUAGCGCCGAAGUCUUUUUAAUGGAUCAUAGUGGCAAAACACUUCUCAAGAUCCUAAGAAAGAAACUUCGACUUUUUGGUCAAUGGGAGGGACAUCGAUGCUGCGGCGCAGAUGGUGAAGGGGAGGAGCCAUGGUUUAGGGUUCAAAAAGCUUGUGGAAGUUUGAGGAGAAGCCAAUCUAGUGAAGCAUGCACAGUUAGGGUUGGAUGUGGAACAUGCUUUAAGAUUGAUGGAUGGGCACAUAAAUCAGAGUAUAGGAUUAAGAGCAUGGAUGGGGAGGUAGUUGCAGGGGUAAAGAGGAAGCAAACAACUAAUGGGGUUGUGUUGGGAGAGGAUGUGUUGAGCCUAGUGGUUGAGCCCAGUGUGGAUCACUUACUCAUCAUGGGUUUGGUUGUGGUUUGUGGCCUAAUCAAUCACUGCAUGUGA
This is a messenger RNA of Ananas comosus (pineapple), 600 nucleotides long. Its product is annotated as protein LURP-one-related 11-like. Lineage: Eukaryota; Viridiplantae; Streptophyta; Magnoliopsida; Poales; Bromeliaceae. The record is from RefSeq and is a predicted model, not a curated record. The transcript has 3 exons. The coding region runs from base 1 to 600 and encodes 199 amino acids.